UAUUUAAAGGAUUUCGAAAUAAUUGUAUAAAGUCUGUAUUCGUUUACAUACGUUACCUACUUUGACGUUUACAGCUAGCAGAGGCAGCAGAACAUAGCUUGAGCUUACCAUUGAAAUACUUUAGUAACUAGCUAGCCUACUCUACCUGGCAUAUUCCACUACUAGCUAGGCUAGCUCUUUUUCGGCUCACAGAACACAUGAUCAUGCAGCCUUGAGAACAGGUGACACAAUCCGACUGGGACUGGGUACUGUUCAUAAACUGUUUUGAAAGUAGAGGUCAAGUGUCUUAAGUUCCCUGGAUAACCUCGAGUAUGGCCGAUGUCCAAAUGAGUCCCAUGGAGGAGAUGGUGGAGAGGUUUCUGGACGCGGCAGCAAGGGGGGACCUGGUCAAGGUGACCUCCAUGUUGUCACACUCCAAUUCACUGACUAAUCAGAAGGGAGAAAAAGACUGGACCGCCCUGAUGAUGGCAGCCAGGAACGGACAUUUUGAUGUUGUACAAACUCUACUGUCUUACGGGUGCGACAAGCUGUCCGUCAACCAGUCUUCUCAGACGGCCUACGACAUUGCCAAGUUCUGGGGUCACCGCCACAUCGCCAACCUGCUCGCCAGGAACAUGGGCGGGUGGGACCGCGUCCUGCUGGACCCCGGGGCGAACGAGCACGAGAACUACUUCAGCAGGGAGGUCCUGGACAGGCUGAGUGAGAGGCGGUCUGACUCCGCCUGGCUGGAGGCCCGACAGAACUCUCCAGACUCAGUCUUCCUCCUCUUCUUCGGUCUCAACCCUCUGGUGAGCUCCACGGCUGAGGAGGCCAAGACGGCAGGCCAGGCGGAGAUGAGGCUGUGCCGGCUGGGGCCGGGCUCGGUCGGGGAGCUUCUGCAGAAGCCCGGGAGCACCGUCAUCUUCUUGGGGGUGGAGAGACGCAACGGCCCCCCUGGUGCUCUGAGGGAGGCAGGAGAGCCGACGGCCUGGUUCGCUGUCGACACAGACACCGACCCCCUGGGGAACCUCACCCUCCCAGACAGGAACAGCUUCUUCCUCAAACCUCCCUUCCCCGGGCUUCUCAGGCUGAAUGAGGACGAUGCUGGCAUCAUGGCACAGGCCCGGUCUGUGUUAGCCUGGCACAGCCGGUACAGCUUCUGCCCCACCUGUGGCAGUAAGACCAAGGUGGAGGAAGGGGGCUACAAGAGGACCUGCCUGAACUCAGACUGCAGGAGCCAGCAGGGCAUCCACAACACUUGCUACCCACGUGUCGAUCCUGUGGUGAUUAUGCUGGUCAUCCACCCAGACGGUAACCAGGUUCUGCUGGGAAGGAAGAGGACUUUUCCCCCUGGCAUGUUCUCCUGUCUGGCAGGCUUCAUAGAACCAGGAGAAGCAAUAGAGGAUGCGGUGAGGAGAGAGGUGGAGGAGGAAAGCGGAGUCAAGACAGGACCAGUCCAGUACGUCUCCUGCCAACCCUGGCCCAUGCCCUCCUCGCUUAUGAUUGGGUGCCUCGCUGUUGCCGUGUCGACAGACAUCAAAGUCGAUGACAACGAAAUCGAAGAGGCUCGUUGGUUCACACGGCAACAGGUUACAGAUGCAAUGGUCAAGGGAACCAAGCCUGUCUUCACCAUGCCUCCCCGACAAGCCAUCGCCCAUCAGCUGGUCAAACACUGGGUUGGCAUGACCUCCAACCUUUAGGCCAGCGUUUCUCAACCCUGGUCCUCGGGACCAUCCUGCAUGUUCUAGAUGUUUCCCUGCUCCAACAUACCUGAUUCUAACAAACGGGUUGUUAGCAGAAGCCUGAUAACGAACAUUCAUUUGAAUCAGGUGUGCUGGAGCAGGGAAACAUUUAGAACAUACUGGACAGUGGGCCCUUGGCGUCAAAUCUCAGACUAUGCAGAUCAGCAGCUGCUUCAAACCAAAUCAGAUUCCUACAUCUCACUUGACCACAUCUGCUGUACGGGAAGCGGGUGGGGUUACUUCAGGUGGUGGACUUUUACUCAGGGAUGCCAGUCAGCUGUAGGUAUCAGGCUGGUCUGAUAGCACUUCAACACCAGGGUGGCCUUCAGAAGGAACCAGAAAGCCUCCUACUCUGACAUUUACAUUUAGUCAUUUAGCAGACGCUCUUAUCCAGAGAGACUUACAGUAAGUACAGGGACAUUCCCCCCGAGGCAAGUAGGGUGAAGUGCCUUGCCCAAGGACACAACGCCAUUUUUCACGGCCGGGAAACAAACCGGCAACCUUCUGAUUAAUAGCCAGAUUCUGACAACUCUAUUCAUCUGCUUUCCCACCUUCAGAUGAAAAGUUGAUUCUACUGAUUCUAGACAUCAGUCAAUGUAAGUGUGCUGCUUUUCUGUUAAAAUGAUUAAUAAUGUAUGUGUUAAUUGCUAUUAAUAACUGGCAGAUCCUUGACAUUGUUUUAUCGUGUAAAAUCUCUGUUAAGGCAUGGAAUACAUCAUUCUUCUGAAGCACAGCCAUGCCAAUUUUAAUAUUUAAUAUUUAGUCGACUGAACUGCCUUUUAAAUGUAGUUAUUUAAGUGUCAUUGAGAUUUACCUCUCCAUCUCAUCCACGGAAAACCACUGCUAAGAAGGCAGUCUGUGUGAGGUUACAAAUGUUUGUAAUGAUAAUGAGAUAAUAAUGAGAUUACAGUAGCAGGCCCACAUGCAAAUCAAGCAACUACAAUCUAAUGUUAGAAAAAUGAAUGUUAACUAUACGAGACAUAAUCUACACAGAAGCAAGGCUUCUGUGUAGAUUCUUUGGUGAAGGACAGCACAACAUGUGGUUGGAUUGUACAGCGUUGGACUAUUCAGGUAUGUUUAAACUGAGUAAUUAACUGAACAAUGUCCAGUGCUGUUUAUCAUUGAAAAGGCCUUGGGAAUGUACAUUACAUUUACAUUUAGUCAUUUAGCAGACGCUCUUAUCCAGAGCGACUUACAGUAAGUUCAGGGACAUUCCCCCGAGGCAAGUAGGGUGAAGUGCCUUGCCCAAGGACACAACGUCAUGUGGCAUGGCCAGGAAUCGAACCAGCGACCUUCUGGUUACUAGCCCGAUUCUCUAACCGCUCAGCCACCUGACUCCCAAAAAUGUAUGUACCAUGAUGUGGUAAAUGGCCUCACUAUGCAAUGGAGAUCCCCUGUAGUUCCAGUACUGACAGGAAUGUGAUUGGAGCCUGUGUUUUCUAAAGAACCUGGCAUCCACCUGCACAAAAUUCAAAUGUAUGCACACCAAUGUACAUUUCAUUAUACAUGUAUACAUUAUAUUCCACUCAUGUUAAUGUUAUCAAAUGAACCAGUUCAUAUACAAACCAUUUUUGUAGUUCAUGAAUAAAUCACAAAAAUCAU
This is a messenger RNA of Osmerus eperlanus (European smelt), 3323 nucleotides long. It is a transcript of the gene nudt12, whose product is annotated as nudix (nucleoside diphosphate linked moiety X)-type motif 12. Gene Ontology annotation, biological process: NAD+ catabolic process; NADP+ catabolic process. The record is from RefSeq and is a predicted model, not a curated record. The transcript is spliced from 7 exons. NCBI's taxonomy places the organism in Eukaryota, Metazoa, Chordata, Actinopteri, Osmeriformes, Osmeridae. Gene Ontology annotation, cellular component: peroxisome; cytosol. Gene Ontology annotation, molecular function: metal ion binding; protein binding; NADH pyrophosphatase activity. Bases 312 to 1679 code for a protein of 455 amino acids.